Molecule: messenger RNA, 3898 nt
Organism: Phycodurus eques (leafy seadragon)
Lineage: Eukaryota; Metazoa; Chordata; Actinopteri; Syngnathiformes; Syngnathidae
Gene: neurl1b
Product: neuralized E3 ubiquitin protein ligase 1B
Exons: 7
Coding region: 843-2420 (525 amino acids)
Biological process (GO): ubiquitin-dependent endocytosis
Cellular component (GO): early endosome
Molecular function (GO): ubiquitin protein ligase activity
Source: RefSeq, a predicted model, not a curated record
UGCUGACUGUGCAGGAGACGUUCCUCUAAAGAGAGGAGGGGCCUUUUGCGCGCUGGUCGGAGGUGUCUGUCUGCCUCACGUCCGCGCUCGGGCUCACGCUCAGAACGCACACAGUGGCGGUUUUGAUCGAGAUCAACGUAGAUUCUCAUCACCAUUGGAGAGACAGAAAGAGAGAAAGAGAGAGAGAGAGAGAGAGAGAGAGAGAGAGAGAGAGAGAGAGAGAGCGAGAGAGCGAGAGUGAGAGAGAGAGAGCGACUGUACACAUGGAUGUGCAGACGAGGAGUGCAAUAAUAAUUUGGAUUAAUUUGACAGCCAGUGCGCGGGAUUUGUGGACAUAAUGGGCAAUACGACACCGAAACCGUUAAUAGGGUCGCAGGGCGUUCCUAUCCCAGUUUACCUCGGGCAAAAGGCAGACUACACCCUGAAAGGCGAAAGGCAGACUACACCCUGAAAGGCGAAAGGCAGACUACACCCUGAACUGGUUGUCAUUCAGUCACACGCCACAUAUAGAGACAGACAACCAUUCAGACUCACAUUCACACUGUCACUGAAUGGGAACUAAACCCACGCUGCCUGCACCGAAGUCAGUACCACUACACCAUCAGCAACCCUGCUUUUUAAACAAAGUAAACACAUGAGACAAACACAGAGACAGCAAGAUGUCUUCUUUGUUGUAAGGCAAAUUACUGCCACCUACUGCCUGGGAGAAGUCUGCUGAUUUUGGCAUUUAAAUUUGAGAUGCGACUCUGCAACCCCGUCCAGUGGAAAACAGGCAUUAUUACAACCUACCCAAUAAUGAGAGCGGACUUGAAAGAAGGUCCGCACAUCCACUUCGCGUCGGUAUGGAGUCGCCCCGCUUUCACCCCCUCGCCAAGGGAAAGAAUAUUAGGCUGGAUGGACAGCUACGUCGCGCCACUCGUAAGAACAGCUUCUGCAAUGGCAUCACCUUCAGUCACAGGCCCGUCCACCUCUACGAGAAGGUGCGGCUUCGUCUCACCGGCGUGCACACCGGCUGGAGUGGAGCUCUACGCUUUGGUUUCACGAGUCUGGACCCCAGCGAUUUGAUUAUAUCCGACAUCCCCAAGUAUGCUUGCCCAGAUUUGGUGACGCGGCCUGGCUACUGGGCCAAGGCGUUGCCUGAGAGACUUGCCCUGAAGGACAGUGUGCUGGCAUUCUGGGCCGAUCGCCACGACAGGGUCUUCUACAGUAUCAACGAUGGCGAGCCAAUCCUCUUUCACUGUGGCCUCAACAUCGGCUGUCCACUCUGGGCCAUCAUAGAUAUCUAUGGCAUCACUCAGGAGGUCACGCUACUUGAAAGCACAUUUGCUGAGAGCGUUGGAUCGAGCUGCCUGAGCGCAGCUCGCCUGAGUGCCUAUCUGCCCCAAAGCAGCCAUGACUCGGCCAAUUACAACAACAAUCAACUAGAGAACAACCAGGCUGCCGCAGCCAAGAUGGCCAACAUCCAGCUCAAUACUUACACUCAGCUAAUCCCUUGCUACUCUUCCCACUCUUCUUCCAUCAUGCCAGCCUCAUCUGCCACCGGAUUCUCCAGGGUGGUCCGCAGCCAUCCCUCCCUGCUGGACAGCAACUUGCACUUUCACCCCAUCCGCGGCUCUGACAUCGUACUGUCUGCAGACCGCUCAGCUGCCUGUAUCCACUUUCUGGACAGCAGUCGAACUAUUGUGUUCAGUGAUCGGCCGCUGCACACGGGAGAGACUUUAUACGUUGAGGUUGGCCAUCUGGGUCUGCCUUACUUUGGGGCGCUUUUAUUUGGUUUGACGUCCUGUGACCCAGCUAGUCUACACGCCGGGGACCUGCCGGCAGACCCUGAGGUUCUGCUGGACCGUAAGGAGUACUGGGUGGUGCAUCGUGGCUUCCCCAUGCCGUGCUCCGGAGAUGUGCUCAGCUUCAGUCUGCUGCCAAAUGGAGAGGUGCACCACGGGGUGAAUGGAGUGGGCCGUGGCAGGCUGCUUUGUGUGGACUCAUCACAGGUGCUGUGGGCCUUCUUCGCAUUGCAUGGGGCUGUCAACAGACUCAGGAUACUUGGAACACUGCAGCCCAGUCCUCCCUCCACAUCUCCCGGCAACUCCCAGAGCAGUAGUCCAGACGACAGUGAUUCAGAUCUGGCCUUCAGCGUCAACAGAUCCUCCUCUGCGUCUGAAUCCUCGUUAGUGACGGCUCCCAGCUCCCCUCUCAGCCCUCCCGUCUCUCCCUGCCUGGCUGGCUCAGAGUGGCCCUCCUGUGAAAAGAACGGGGAAUGCACCAUUUGCUUCGACCAAGAAGUGGACACAGUCAUCUACACGUGCGGCCACAUGUGUCUGUGCAACGACUGCGGACUGAAGCUCAAGAGGCAGAUCAACGCCUGCUGCCCAAUAUGCAGGAGGGCCAUCAAAGAUGUGAUUAAAACAUACAGGCCAUGAUGACUGUUGGCAUGGAAGUGCUCGUCUCCUUUUCUCAGGCAUGGUUGGACGCCAACUGCAGAUUGGCCAUUAGAGGACAUUUGUGCCUAUGGGAUUUUAUAUGUUAAUCAUCUCUGGAGACAACAAACAAGGCUUCGGUUUCUAAUCAUCAUCUUACCAAAUAGACUGCAUAUAUGAACGCCUAUAUUUUUAGUAAAGAAAGAUGUGGCAAACUAUGUGCCGCUGUUCUUUAAUCAUCAUAAAUUCUGAGGUUAUUGUUGCAAAUGUUUUAAUGCUUCAGCUGGAAAAAGUGGCAAACUUUUAGUGCCUUAGAUUAUUAUUUUGUCUCAUUUUCUGUUUAAAUGAUUAACUGACAAUCCAGGCCACAUUUUUUCAUGUACAAUAAGGUUUGUGAUUGAAAAAGACAGAACUUAAGCAAUAAAAUGCACCCCAAACGUGUAAGCAGUAUCCAUCCAUCCAUUUUCUGUACUGCUUUAUCCCCACAAGGGUUGCAGGCAUCCUAGAGCCCAUCCCAGCCAUUUUAGGGCGAGAGGCGGGUACAUCCUGAACUGGUCGCUAGCCAAUCGCAGGGCACAUAUAAACAAACAACCAUUCGCGCACACAUUCACACCUAAGGGCAAUUUAGAGUUUCCAAUCAACCUACUGUGCAUGUUUUUGGGAUGUGGGAGGAAACCGGAGUGCUCGGAGAAAACCCACGCAGGCACGGGGAGAACAUGCAAACUCCACACAGGCGGGGCCGGGAUUUGAUCCCGGUCCUCAGAACUGUGAGGCAGAUGUGCUAACCAGACUGUCACCGUGCCACCUGUAAGCAGUAUGUCAACGGUAAAUUAAAUCAUGUGUUUGGAGAGAUUGUUGCAAAUGAAAAGUCUGGUUUUGUACACUUAGACAAAAAUAAAGGUGAGUGAAAAGUAGUCAAUAUUAAGUGAUUGAUUUUGAAUAAAUUCUUUAUUUCAAACAUGUGUGGAAGUGAUAUAAAAAGAACAAAACAGGCAACAUUAAACAAAAAUAAAAUAAUAAAGUUAAAUUAUACAUAAUUGAAAAGGAGUAGGAAGACGUACAGCUUAUUUAUUCCUACCCCUAUCUCUAGAUCCUUAUAGUCCUAUGAAACUAUUACUUAGAAAAUCAUAGUAGUAUUGUAAUAUCCGGGAUAUAACAAAGAUACUCACAUCAAUUGUUGACUUUAAAUUUCAUCGUGACGAAUUUCUAUCUCAUCAGGAUGAUAUUAAUUUCAUCACGAUGACUUUAAAUCACAUCUCUGCUUUUUUUUAAUCACUUGGUGACCCUAACACGCUGCCGUAUGCACCACUGUAAAAUUUUUUUGAUGUUUAUCCCAUCCAUAAUACACCACCAGUCAAACCCUUUUCUUGUGUGAUAAAAUUAUUUGUUCUUUAUCAUUGUCAUUCUUUUUCUUUUCACAUUUGUUGCGAUUUUCCAGAAAAACAAAAUAAAUAAAUUAGUGGUGUGCGGGUGUUGCUGAA